Molecule: messenger RNA, 3684 nt
Organism: Xyrichtys novacula (pearly razorfish)
Lineage: Eukaryota; Metazoa; Chordata; Actinopteri; Labriformes; Labridae
Source: the annotation of a GenBank genome assembly
AUGGCAAUGUUCAAGUACUCCAAAGUCGACUUCCUCUUCACUUGUCUGGGUCUUGUAUUCUUGGUGCUCGACAUCGGGCUGGAUGUUUUGGCUGUUGUGUCUCUGUACCAGGAAAAGGAAUACUGGAGCCUCGGUGUCCUGCUGCUGUUCCUGGUGGGCUCGUCUGUUCUCGUCCAAGCCUUCAGCUGGCUCUGGUACAGCUACGAGAACUUCAAGAGGGAUACGACAGUGGAGAAGUGUGUGUCUGAGAGUCAGCUCAAACUCCUCCACGUGCUGCAGCUGGGGAUCUACUUCAGGUUGUGCUUUUUUUCCUAAUUACUUGAGUAUUUCUGGUGUUUUCUAAGUGCUUCAGGCUGUUUGUCUCUCUGCGGUGAGUGUGUGAAGUAAUGAGGUGGGUUUUGUUUCGCUUUCCUCCUCCUGUGGUUCUGUUUAUCUAAGUGCCAAACCCGGAUCUUUCCGGUCUGUGCAGGGAAACGACCUCAUUUCUGGGAAAUAUUCAGAAUAUUAGUGCUGCAGCUCUGCUCCAAACUCAGAUGAUGAACAUGAAGAGGAAUUUGGCAGUGAAACAACACAGAGACAGUUUGAUAGACGAGUGAACAGAGUCAUCCUCAGGUGAAAGGUUGGCAUUCACAACCCCUGUACCUGAGUUAUAUGAGACUGAAGUGUACAAAAAAGAGAAAAUGAGCAAGAAAAGGCCAUAAUACUUUUAAUUUAUAAAGAUAUCAAUAAAGCAAAACUGAUUAAAGAUAGUUACAAUAAAAUAAAUAUAUUAAUAAAAGUUUUAGAUGUUGAACUUGUCAGUGAGCUUCAAGUAUUGGUGGAUUAAUGAGGAGUUAAACUUAAAUGUUUAAGCAAAUAUCCAGGUAAUCAAGUCUGUGUCUUGAAUCCCUUUAAAAUCAAUAGUAUUUAUAAUAUUUUGUGGUCCCUUACCUGUUGUUGUCGUAUAGUUUUAUCAUAAACUGACAGAGACAUCUGAGGAUGUCAUUAGGAAACACCGAUCAGUCGGUUCAACCCGACAGUUUAUAGGACCUACAAACCUGAAAACAACGAGGUACUACAGAUUAAUGUUUUUACAACAACACAAUAAUGUAAAACCUUUUGAUUUGAUGUGAUAUAAAAGGGAACAAUAUGAUACUGUAAGAAACAAUACAGUUAAAUACAACAUAAUAUCAAACACUUUGUCUCAGACCCGAUAUAAGAAAUAUAUUGAUAUAUUUUAAGUGAGAUAUGGAAUUGGACCAUAUCGUAUAUAUCGAUGUACAGAUAUCAGAUGCUGGUGUUUCUCACACAAAAUCUUUAAACAAAGAAGGACACACUUGUCCGUCCUCUAGUAUCUUCCUAAAAACAGCAAUAACUGUUUAUUAAAGUAAAAAAGAAAGAAGAGAGGGAAAUGUUUACUGAGUUCAUGGUCUGUUCAUAGUCUUGUGCUGCUGGUUUAGACUGUUAAGAGGAUAAAGAGAGGUAGGUAAUCUCAUGUAAAUGCUGCCCUUAUUCGGGUUUGUCAUAUUGAAUUCUUUUGUAGUGUUUGUUGUUUGCAUCUGUGGAUUUGUUAGAGGAGAAGAAAAUCUGAAUUUGAUUUUAAUCGGCCAUUUAGAGUUGUCAAAAUGUUGAUGCUUUUCUCAUAUAAAGAAAUUUACUUCAGAAAAAGGCCUAUUUUACUUUAUGGGCUAUUUUUAUUUAAGAUAUAUUUUUCAUUUAAAUGUUCACCUUAUAGAGCUCCAGUUUAAAAGGUACUCCUGUGGUUAUACAGUAUUUAUGUUUACAUGUGAUUGUUCUUUGACCAGCUGAGCAUAAAGAAUCUUCUUUUCAGCAUUUAAUGACUUCUAGAACUACUUGUGACAUGUCAUAUCUGGAUUUGACUGUGACUAAACAUUUGCUCUCACUUUGUGAAAACAACAUCAGGACAUAAGUAUAUCGUAUGUUGAUAUUCAGCCUAAAUAUAUCGGGAUGUGACUUUUAGUCCAUAUCGCCCAGCCCAAGACCAAGUCUAGUACACAUUCAGCUGCUUCAUUGGAAGUUUUUAUGACCCACAAUAACUUCAGGAGAUAUUUUGGAUCUGUUUUAGCUCGGCAGUUAAAUCCAGACCCCUGCUGCAUGUCGUUUCCUUCCUUAUUUCUUGUUCUGUUUCUCUAUAAAAGUAACUAAAAAGCUCAAAAAACACUUUAAACAAAUCAGUCAAAUAUCUUAAGAAGCAUAUGAAGCGAUUUGCAGUCAAAAAAGUGAAAUAAACUUUUUACAUAGUUAAAAAUCACGCUUCCUUAUAUCCAUGUUUCUUUUAUUUCGCCCAUGAAUGAGUGCUCCACUUUCACUUUCAGUUUUAGUUACUGUAAUUCAGGGAGACCUCAGGAUGUCAGAAUUCAUGACAAUAUUUACAGUAUAUGACAUCACCCUCUCUUUCAGUUCCCACUAAUGUGGUUAAAGAUACACAUAAUAUAUGAACACAACAGGAACGACACGGUUUUUGUUCAUGUCUGACUCCAAAGUUCACUUCAAUUUCCAGAUAAAAUAAUGAUAUAAGAAAGUUUAGAUUCUCUAGUAUCCAAAGGAGCUCCUGCUGAAGUCAUUAAAUGUCUCAAAGAAGGUUCUUAAGAUGGUUUGAACUUUGUGUUUUUGUGUCUCAGGCAUGCAGGAGUGGUGGAGGUUUCUAUACGGAGCUUCUUCUCGAAGAUCAGAGGUCUGGAUGAAGAUGUCGCCGUGUUCUUGAGUCACGACCUGAGCAUGCUGCGGCUCAUAGAGACCUUCUCAGAGAGCUCUCCUCAGCUGGUUCUCAUGCUCAUCCUCAUUCUGCAGCGGGGUCAGCUCGACGCUUGGACAGGUACACUAUGUUUCUCAUGAUGUAGUUUGACCUGCUGUCUGGACUUUCUAAAACGGUCUGACUUCUCCUCCUUCUCCUUCUCAGUGCUGAAGGCCGUCGGCUCGGCCUCGGCCAUCGCCUGCAGUGUGACCAUGUACCACCGCUCUCUGCGCUCCUUCCUGCGCGACAAACAGAAGCAGCAGAUCGUCUCCUCCCUCGUCUACUUCCUCUGGAACCUCCUCCUCCUCAUGUCUCGCAUCACCGCCCUCGCUCUUUUCGCCUCCGUCCUGCCGUGUUUCAUCUUCACGCACUUCUUCUGCUCGUGGAUCAUCCUGUUCUUUUUCGUGUGGCGAGCUAAAACCGACUUCAUGGAGGGCCCUCGUGGAGAGUGGCUUUACAGAGCCACCGUGGGCCUCAUCUGGUAUUUUGACUGGUUUAACGUGGUGGAUGGGAAGACCAGGUACAAGACUCUGUUCUAUCAUGGGUACAUACUGGUCGAUAUUUCCCUCCUUUGUGGUUUGUGGUGCUGGAAGAUGAUCACAGAUCCGCCAAACUUUGAAAUCCCACCUUUGGGUGCCUAUAUCACUGCUGCCGGUGUCGUCGGAGUGUACAUGCUCGGCCUCUUUUUUAAACUGAUUUAUUAUAAAUUCUACCAUCCAAACCUCGACAAAACAAAGUUGAAAGGGGACGACACUGAAAUGUCCCCGACUGGUGCCUUCCUUACUAUAGAAAGGCAAUCUACAGAUGUGCCAGACUUCCCCGCACUCAGAGCCUUCUCAGAAGGCCUAGUGACGGACGGCGAGGAGCGUAGCGCGCCCAGACCUCCUCCAACUGAAACUAAACGCUGCAAUAAACGAAUGAAGAAGCUGGCUGAGAACUUCUACUGCUGA